UUUCCCCUGAAGAGGGGGGAGAUUCGGUGCCUCUUUGGAGAGUGACUCUUUACAUCAUUCUUCUGUGGAGAUUCUUCGGUGAGUAAUCGCGAGAUCUACUGGGGAAGUCGUGUUUGGCUAAUUUUUUUUUUGGGUAGUAUUGUUCUUGGAGCGAGAUGGUGAUGGAGUCGUGGUUUGGUAGUUGGUGGAAGAAUUCGCGGAGAAAUAAUCCUGAGCCUGGAAAGGUUACCAUUGGGGUGUUGGCAUUUGAAGUUGCGAGCUUGAUGUCAAAGGUGGUUCAUUUAUGGCAAUGUUUGAGUGAUAAGCAAGUUGUUAGGUUGAGAGAAGAGAUCAUGAAUUCGGUUGGUGUCAGGAAGCUUGUAUCAGACGAUGAUGAUUUCCUAGUCGGGUUAGUCUAUGCGGAAAUGGUCGAUAAUUUGGGGUUUAUAGUGAGAUCCGUGGCUAGGCUUGGGAAGAAGUGCUCCGAUCCCGUAUUGCAGCGGUUUGAGCAUGUCUUCGAUGAACUGGUCAAGACUGAUGAAGAUCUUUAUCAUUGGGAAUUAACAUGGAAGAAGAUGGAUAGGAAAGUUAGAAAGAUGGAGAGAUUCAUUGGUAUUAGCACGAAUUUGUAUCAAGAGCUGGAAGUGCUUGCGGAACUGGAACAGACUCUAAGGAGAAUGCAGGCAAGUAAUGAUGACCCAAAUCGGGUAAGCUUGCUCGAGUUCCAGCAGAAGGUUGUGUGGCAGCGGCAGGAGGUGAAGAAUCUCCGAGAGAGAUCUUUAUGGAACAGGACAUAUGAUUACACUAUCCUCUUCCUUGGGAGGUCUUUGUUCACGAUAUUCAGGAAGAUCAAGCAUGUGUUUGGAAUUAAUCAUAAAGAAGCUGUAGAUGGAGUUGAUGAUUCAAAAGUUUUGAAUACAGAUUAUCUUUCUCGAAGUCACUCUGUUUCCACACUGAUACAGUCGUCAGUUCAUCCAUCUGAGAAAAACCGUGUUAUGUUCUCUUCAGGUCCUCUUGGUCAGUCAAUUUCAAAAUCAGGGCCUAUAUCAAGCAUGAAGAAAGCUAGCAACAGGCAUCAGCAUACUCAUGAGAAUUCGUCUACCCCCCUCCAUGGGAAGAACCUACGUUCAAAAACAAAGCGGUUGCCUAGUGUAGGCCCUUUCAAAGGAUGCAUGAUGGGUGGAAGUGACACUCCAGUGUUGCAAAGCUACACACCUGUAAGUCAUGGCUCUCGGAAGUCCAAUGUUGUUUAUUCAGGAAUUCUCAACGGAGUAAAAGAUGCUAAUGCAGAACUACUUCCUCACAGCAGCGUACACCGUACUAAUCUCUCUCUCUUUAGUUCUAAGCAAAGAUUGUUGAAUGCCCCUCCAUCAACUCUUGGUGCUGCCGCUUUGGCACUCCAUUAUGCAAAUGUGAUUAUUGUAAUUGAGAGACUAGUGACAUCUUCUCAUCUUAUUGGUCCUGAUGCAAGAGAUGACCUGUACAAUAUGUUGCCCACAAGUGUAAGAAUGGCACUAAGGGCUAGGCUAAAGUCAUAUUCCAAGAACAUGGCUUCAUCCUUUUGUGAUGGUGUUCUUGCAGCCGAAUGGAAUGAUGCUUUGGCAAGGAUACUAGAAUGGUUGGCGCCACUUGCUCAUAACAUGAUAAGGUGGCAUUCUGAGCGGAAUUUCGAGCAGCAGAACUUAGUUUCCAGGACAAAUGUGCUUCUGGUACAAACUCUGUACUUUGCAAAUCAGGCAAAGACAGAAGCUGCAAUAACGGAGCUUCUUGUGGGUCUCAAUUACAUCUGGAGAUUUGGGAGAGACCUCAAUGCAAAAGCUUUACGGGAAUGCACUGGCAGUGGAAACUUAGACGAUUAUUUGGAUCUGAAGGGCUGAUUUAUUUUUCUGGUUUCUGGCUGAAUCUCCCAAAGGUUUCCUGGAAGUCUUGUUAAAUGACCAGUGGUAGAGUUCAGGAGCUCUGUAUGGAUAAAGGUUUGAUCAAGUGUAGCUUGAUGCUGAAGUCCAUGAUUUUACCCAUGGAUUCAGUUUCCAGUUUGACAAACACUGGUCAUCUGCUUGGAGGAGUGAGUGGCAUGGAUUUUAAUUCUAUUGAAUUCUUUGGUACCAAAUGCGCAUUAUUCCAGAAGUUUAAGGUACAGUUUCAGCAUCUGAGCUUUUUGUUUUUCCCUCUUUUGAGGUGAACUGCAAAUCCCGCCUCUUGGGAUAUUGAGACUGGCUAGCACUGCCUGCAUCGCAUAAAUCAUAUUUUGACAUUGUAUCAUUACACUCUCCAUGGACUUCCAGAAAUUGUAUAUUGAUAGCAACCUUCAGUGAAAUAUGUAAAUUUUACUAUAUAGAAGCUUAUUCUCCCUCCAUUCCCUCACCCAAAAACACUUAUUUUCCUUGAAUUGAAACAGGUUAUGGCAAUCUGACAUUUGUGUUCUAUGUCGUUCUC
Molecule: messenger RNA, 2415 nt
Organism: Telopea speciosissima
Lineage: Eukaryota; Viridiplantae; Streptophyta; Magnoliopsida; Proteales; Proteaceae
Product: protein PSK SIMULATOR 1-like
Exons: 2
Coding region: 156-1856 (566 amino acids)
Biological process (GO): positive regulation of growth
Source: RefSeq, a predicted model, not a curated record